GAUUACAGGUGUGAGUCACUGUGCCCGGCCUAAAAUUAACCAUUUUAAAGUGAACAACUCAGUGGCAUUAAUACAUUUACAAUAUUGCACAACCACUACCUCUAUCUGAUUCUAAAACAUUUCAUUUACUUCAAAGUAACGGAUCCCUUAUCCAUUAGGCGAUCUCUCCCCAGUCUCCCCUACCCUCAGCCUCUGGCAAGUGCUAUUCUGAGUUAUUUUACUAUGGAUGUAUCUAUUCUAGAUAUUCCAUAUAAAUGGAAUCAUACCAUAUGUAACCUUUCAUAUAUUACUUCUUUUACUUAGCAUAAUGUUUUGGAGGUUUUUGAAUUACUUAUUAACUGCUCUAUUUUGUUCUCUCACUUAAUAGAAAUUCCUGGUUACCCAAACUGUCUGAUGAAACGUCAAUAAAUAAUCAACAAUAUUGACAGAAGUAUUUAAACAGCCGUGGUAUUCUUAAGGAUGGUGAUGAACACGUUACAUUAAAACUGGGACAUUUCAUCAAGUAAAAAAUGACAAAAAAUCUCAAACCAAAUUCCUCAUUAGCAAGAUGCUACCGUCAGACAUCUGAAGAAAAAAGCAGACAGAAGUGGGAAAAACUGACCACUGCCGAGGGCCAGCUGUGGAGGCCGUCAGACCCGGGAAGGGUAAAUGGGGAAAUCACAUCCUCCCGUCUGAACACAAAAAACAUGGCUGAAGCAUAGUCCAGUACAGCCUUACUGCAGUGAUCAGGCAAGAAAUGUAAAACCCAGUGCUUGAAACCAGGCAGGUGCAGUCCAGACUCGCCCUAACUUCCCCACUGCCAGCCUUAAAAUCUUCUAGCCCUGACUUGUUUCGUUCUGUCAUGUGGAUUGGGUGUUUGUGUGGGUUUUAUGAAGGUGAUAUUUUUAGAUGAGAAAAACGAAAAGGUUAUGGUAGCACACUUAACCACACAAACACAAAACGUCUACAACAAAUGCUAUUUUAUCUUCACAGGAGAAUCAUGUAUCACCUUGGGGAGGGGAUGGGGCUUAUCCUCAUUUUUCCAGUUUCUCCUCCUCUCCUCCCUUUUUUGCAUCUAAUAAUUGCUUAGAAUAAAGGUAUGGAAAGUAGAUCCCAAUUUCAGCCCCGUUCACACGCUGUGCAAACGUGGACAACGUCUGAGCCUGUCACCUCUCAAUGGAAAAAGAGGCGAUAACGUCCCCUUCAGAGUUAUCAUGCUCAAAGUGAAGCAAUCUUUGUGAAAGGAAAAUACACAUCCUCGUGGUACGCCAGGUCGGUGUUUACGUCCUCGUCAGUGAACAAGCCGAUGUUUAAUAAGAAGCACAGCCACUCAACACUUUUCUUGUAUUUUUCUCGGCUGUCUUCCUCCAAGGGCUCUAAGGGUCCCAAGCUGUUGUCUGCAACCUAGUCCUGCUACGUCGUGGGGACUGAGUAGGCUGACUCCUCCCCUGUCGCACUUCCAAGAUAAAGAGCGCAGUUUAGGUUUGAAACCUGCAGACUCAGUCCCAACCCAACUCGGUAGACACCAGACCGACCAGCGCAACUGCAAUCCAGGCUCCGCCCCUCUAUGCCCAUUGGCUCAUUCAAUUCACGCAGGAACCAAUGGGCGGCGGCGGCGUUGGCUUGAGAAAAUUCUAUAUAGGCGGUAAAGCGGAGACGCAGCCUCCGACCCGAGGCUACGAUGAGUACCCCGGCUGUGCCCCGAGACCUGCAGCUGCCCCCGAGUCAGAGGACCCAGAAUGCAUUCAAAGAGCAAAGAAAACAAAAACUCCAGGAACAUCUGUUGAGAAGAAAAACACUUUUUGCAUACAAGCAGGAAAAUGAGAUGUUAUCCAGUAGAGGUCAGAGAGCUGGGACAUCUGAGGACCAAGUUCAAGAAGGGACUAAAGUGCUGAAACUUAAAACAAAAAUGGCUGAUAAAGAAAAUGUGAAGAGACCUGCAGGGAGCAAAAAUAGUACAAUAGUGGGGAGAAAUUGUAUUCCUUUAAAACCUUCAAAUGAACUAACCAAUUCAACUAUAGUAAUUGACACACAUAAACCUAAGGAUAGUAAUGAAACUCUGCAGUUGUUACUAACUGAAGAUGAUCCCCAAAGUCAACAUAUGACAUUAAGCCAGGCAUUUCACCUUAAAAACAAUAGUGAAAAGAAACGGAUAACUGCAGAAAAACUAAAGCAAGAUGCUAACAUGCCCAAGAAACCUGUACUUGGAUCUUAUCGUGGCCAGAUUGUUCAGUCUAAGGUUAAUUCAUUUAGAAAACCUCUACAAGUCAAAGAGGAGAGUUCUGCAGCAACAAAGAAACUUUCAACCACUGUCCCUAAAGCCACAAAGCCUCAGCCUGUAAACACCAGCAGUGUACCAGUGAAAAGUAAUAGAUCCUCAAGUAUGACUGCCACCACGAAAUAUGUAAGCACUACAUCUCAAAACACACAACUUGUGCGACGUCCAAUUAGAAGUCAUCACAGUAAUACCCAGGACACUGUGAAACAAGGCAUCAGUAGAACCUCUGCCCAUGUUACAGUCUGGAAAGUGCCUCGUGAAAAAGAACUGUUAGAAUCAAAAACAGCUUUACCUAGUGUCAAAACAAGUUCUUGUCAAGACAUAAUUAGAAGUAAGGCACUGUUGAGAAGCAUAGGAACUGAAGUUGUGGCUAGGCCUGCUUCAUUGUCUAAUGACAAACUGAUAGAAAAGUCGAAGCCCAUUGACCAGCGAAGACAUACUAUAGGAAAAGCAACUGUUGGUAGAUCAGCUUAUCCCAAAGAAACCGCAGAAGAGAGAAAAGCUCGUCUGAGUGAGUGGAAAGCUGGCAAGGGAAGAGUGCUAAAAAGGCCUCCGAACUCAGUAGUUAUUCAGCAUGAGCCUGAAGAACAAAAAGAAAAACCAGUUGGGUCUUUUUGGACUACCAUGGCAGAAGAAGAUGAACAAAGAUUAUUUACUGAAAAAGUAAACAACACAUUUUCUGAAUGCCUGAACUUGAUUAAUGAGGGAUGUCCAAAAGAAGGUAUACUGGUCACAGUUAAUGACCUGAUUAAAAAUAUUCCAGAUGCCAAAAAGCUUGUUAAAUAUUGGAUAUGUCUUUUACGUAUGGAACCAAUCACAAGUCCUGUUGAAAAUAUUAUUGCAAUCUAUGAGAAAGCCAUUCUGGCAGGGGCUCAGCCUAUUGAAGAGAUGCGACACACAAUUGUAGAUAUUCUAACAAUGAAGAGUCAAGAAAAAGUUAAUUUGGAAGAAAAUACGGAGAAGGCUUGUGCAACCAAGGAAUUAGUCACAGAAGUCAGUAUUGAAGAUACAGGUAGUGAUGUAGAGCCAGAAAAACCGGAAAUGGAGAGUAAACAUCAUAGAAAUGUCCUAUUGCAAGACUGUGAAAAGGAGCAAGACAGCAAAACGAAAGAUCCAACCCAUGAUAUUAAAACCCCCAAUACAGAAAUGAGGACAAGUUCCUUAAUUAAAUAUAAUGUGUCUACUACGCCAUACUUGCAAAGUAUGAAAAAGAAGGUGCAGUUUGAUGAAACAAAUUCUGCAUUUAAGGAGCUGAAGUUUAUAACACCAGUGAGACGUUCUCAACGUCUUCAAGAGAAAACCUCUAAAUUGCCAGAUAUGUUAAAAGAUCAUUAUCCUUGUGUGUCUUCAUUAGAACAGCUAACGGAGUUGGGAAGACAAACUGAAGCUUUUGUAUGCCGCCCUAAUGCAGCACUGUGCCGGAUGUACUCUGAGGAUUAAAUGACAGAAGAGAACUAAAGCUCUGAUAGGGAAUUGGGUUUUUAUGAUUUGUGGGGUGUUUUGUUUGGAGUAGCUUUAUAUUGCCCUUAGGACUGAAGUUGGCCAAGUACCUAUGUAUCUUAAGUAUUCAUGGCAAUGAGCUUCUUUACUAACAUUCAUGUUAUGGCCAGAGUUGUCCUCUGCAUUAGAAAGCUAAUCCUGCUGUUUGAAUCUCAACUGACUGAGUUUUUUCUUUUAAGAUAGGUAAAUUUUGUCAGCUAGUUUACUAUGUUCCUUGAAUAUAAAUAGGUUAAAAUACUAGGCUGUUCACUUUACUAACUAUAAGUACAGUAAUGAUACAUCAUUAGAAAAUGAGUUAUUCCAGUUAAAAUGUGUAUGUUUGCAUUGACAUGUUUUUAAAAGUUAUGAUCUCCCUACCAUUAAACAGAAUAAUUUUUGGGGGGGCUUUCUUGGAUUAGUAUGAAAGUUAAAAAUUGUAUAGAAUGACUCACUUUGAAUAUUAAGACACAGGAGGUUUAGCUUGCUUUCUCACCAAAUUCAUGUUACCCAGACUUGUGUUCUGUUGUCCCUUGGACUGCCUAUUGAUUGAUGAAAGUGUCUGCACUGUCUCUCUUCGUCAGUGGCAGUCUGUGGUCUCAUGGCAUCUUUUGAUUAUAACUGAGGUCACCAGGAAGGGUGCCUAAUUAACCCCAUUUUAAGAGAAGAUACUUUGUUAUAAGAAAGAAAAGAUGCCAGAUUUAUUGGUUUAACUUUUGUAACUUCACUUGGUAGUUUUUAAACAAUUAGAAUGGAGUAGGGAAAGAAUACAUCAUACUGGAUAAAUGUCAUUCUAGUUUAGAAAGCAUUUUGUCAUUCUAGUUUAGAAAGCAUUUCUAAAAUACUUGAUAGUUACACAUUUUUCUCUCCACACAUAAAUACCACCACUAAAAUUGUAAGUUUCUAAACUAAUACUUACAUGGCACACAUCAUCUAUCAAUUCUAUGGUUUCAAAUAAGUGACUUUUUAAUUGUAAAAGAUUAGUUUAAAAACUAUAUGAAUGUGGUUGAAGAUCUCAUGCUUAGUCAUUUUUAUGUUUAUUCCAUUUAUGUAUCUUUUUUUCUAUUGACUUCUCAUGUUCUAGAGAGUAAGGUUUUUAUUCCGUGUACCUGAUAUGUAUACAAUAAAAAUAACCGUAUAAUGAUUUCAUGAAGUUUAUUUCAACAAAUACUUGAUGAAAUGCAGUUUAACUACAGGGAAUGAAUUUUAGCUUUGCUUUUGAAAUACAUUGUAAGAUUUGACUUGAGGUUUUUGACACUUUGCUUAAUAGUAUAUUUUCUCUUCAAAAAUCAUCAGUCUACUUAUAUAAACUUUUCCUAGUUUUUUUCACUUUAACAAAAACGAUCACUAUGCCCUUUGGUUGUUUUUCAUACUUUGAAUGAAGUCAAGCUUUGAUACACUCUCAGCUUUUUAAUAUCCAUACCAUAUAAUUCAUUUGUCUGUAUAGCAUAGCUUGAAAUGUCUCUCUGAAAGAGAACUCAAGAUGCAAACUUUAUGUUUGGACAAGUUUUUAGUUUUAGUUUUUGUUUUUUUUUUCUCCUUUUACUGAGGGAAAAUCUGUCUCUAAAUGGUCCUAGUUCUAACAUUCAACCAGAGGUCUAACUCCUUUUCUGAUGCUUAAGGACAGCUAUUACAUGUCUCCCCUAGGUUUGUUCCAAACUAAAUAUGUCCAAGGAUGUGAUACUGUGCAUAAGCAUCCAACAGAAAUGUAGCAGGGACCUCUCUCACGGGCCUGCUUGGAUCUUCCCAUGCAUACUAAUAAAAAAUCUUGAGUCUCUUCAAGGGAAAAUCCAGGUACCUUAGCUGGCCUCAAAAAAGUAAAUGAGCAGCCUGGAAUAAGGACACAAUGUUUAGUUCCCUAUAAAAAUGAAAGAUCACAUGUUGAGUUUUUUAGGAACCCAGAUUCAUGCCAGAUGAAAAAUCCCACCCACUGUCAUGUGGACCUAAGAUAAGGGGAAACAGGACUAAACCCUUACCACCAUUCUUUGUUCUAGAUUUCUUCUUAAGGGGCCUAGACAGAAUCAUGCCUACAAGCAAAACCUUAACAUUCCUUUCUGCUGACCCUAAGUUUUUAUAAAAAGCCCUACUUUAACCAUUGCAAAGCUCUGAAUCUACCUAUAACCUGUAAGCCCCUGCUUCAAGAUACUUACCUUUUUGGCUCAAACCAAUUAUAACCUCCAUGUAUUGAUUUAUGAUUUUGCCUGUAACUUCCACUUUCCUAAAGUGUACCCCUGCCAUUAAAAACCCUUGCUUGUAAGCCA
This is a messenger RNA of Sapajus apella (tufted capuchin), 5994 nucleotides long. It is a transcript of the gene CKAP2, whose product is annotated as cytoskeleton associated protein 2. The record is from RefSeq and is a predicted model, not a curated record. Gene Ontology annotation, cellular component: microtubule cytoskeleton. The transcript is spliced from 9 exons. The coding region runs from base 1661 to 3697 and encodes 678 amino acids. NCBI's taxonomy places the organism in Eukaryota, Metazoa, Chordata, Mammalia, Primates, Cebidae. Gene Ontology annotation, biological process: negative regulation of microtubule depolymerization.